Messenger RNA from Ylistrum balloti, 660 nucleotides. RefSeq lists its product as uncharacterized. NCBI's taxonomy places the organism in Eukaryota, Metazoa, Mollusca, Bivalvia, Pectinida, Pectinidae. The record is from RefSeq and is a predicted model, not a curated record. The transcript has 4 exons. Gene Ontology annotation, biological process: regulation of apoptotic process. The coding region runs from base 1 to 651 and encodes 216 amino acids.
AUGGCGGGCAAAGGUGGCGUUCCUCGCCUGUUUGCCCGACACAAAAAUUCCAUACUGAGAGAUCUGGAUGUUAAUAGGGUCGUACCUCGACUUGUACGGAAAGGGAUCAUCACCAAGAGUGAGGAAAAGGACAUACUAGAGAAAACUGACUCAAAGAAACGCUCUGAAACUUUUCUUGACGUUUUGUCACGAAAAGGUGUUCCAGCGUUUCACGAAUUUUGUGGGAUUUUGGAGGAACUUGCUCCUCACCUACUGACAGGGUUUCUACUGGAUACUCCAGAGGCAAUAGCUGAUGAGAAGACUCCCACUCAAGCUCUACAGUUGGGUUUUGAGUUGGCGCUGAAGGAACGUGACGCAGUACUUCGGGAAAACGCAAAGGCGGUCGAGGAGCGUGAUCAGGCUCUCAGGGAAUUACAGCAACUCAGGACAGAACGUGAUAGUGCCUUACAUAGUAUAGAAAAUCUGACAGGAAAACCAACGAAAAACACAAAUUAUAAAAACGACCCGAACAGUCCUGCAGCCGAAAGACGAGCAAAGUCACCAAGCCGCAGAGCAAAAGAAAAGCUGAAAGAAAUGGAAAGUGACACAGAAUUGGACGAGGCUGGAUUUAAAAAGAUGAAUACCAAGGUAAGUCAGCAUGGCUGCGUUUGAUGCAUGGAU